UAAACUGAUAACAUCUCUCGAAAAUCAAUCAUAACUUUUGAAGGUUGCUUAGCAACCAAAUAAGGUAUAAACAUAGUAACUUCAGUAGCUUUUCCUUUCGAUACUGAAAGUUUUACUGAAAAAUGUUCAUUUGGGAGGACAAAGAAGUGAGAUUUGAUAUUCCGUUUACUGAAAUGAGACUCAGAUCUGGAGAAAAAAUAAUAGAUUGUCUAGAAGAUAUUGAAGAUACGAAAGGCAAUGCUGGAGAUAGGGGCAGAUUGGUUGUAACCAAUCUGAGAAUUUUAUGGCAUUCCAUAACCAGCCCAAGAAUAAAUCUUACUAUCGGUUUCAAUUGUAUUUUGUCGAUUAAUACGAAAGAGGUCAAUUCCAGGGUGAAUAGUACUGCAAAAACUUUACAUAUGCUAACGAUGUCCAAUAAAACUAGAUUUGAGUUUAUAUUCACCAAUUUGGUGCCAGGAAGUACACGAUUAGUAACAGUUUCAGGAGUUCAUAGGGCUUAUUUAUCGUCAAAACUGUAUAGAGAGAUCAAGCUGAGGGGUGCUCUAGUACAGAAUAAACAAUUGAAAAUUCUACCCUUGGAACAUGUCUAUACCACUGUGGAUGGAGUUUGGAACUUAUCUAGUGACCAAGGAAGUUUGGGAACAUUUAUUGUAACCAACGUACGAUGCGCUUGGUUUGCUUCAAUGAACGAAGGAUUCAACAUCUCUUUACCUCAUAUUCAAAUCAUCAGUAUUAUCAUUCGAGACUCUAAGUUUGGACCAGCACUUGUUAUAACGAGUUCUGAAGAAAGUGGAGGCUACGUUCUUGGUUUCCGUUUAGAUUCCGAAGAAAACAUGAGUAAAUUAUAUAAAGAAAUUACUGUUAUACAUACUACCACCAACAAUAAUCCCAUAUACGGUGUGGAAUAUAAAUUGUCCGCUCUUUCAAAUGAGGAGCAGAAUUCAGACAUUUUACAAGAUGCCGAAGUAAUCGAAGAUCCAAAAGGUGAAAUAACGAAUACAAUAGCUGCAUAUUUGGCCGAGGGUGUAAACAAAUCGGACAGACCUAUUUAUAGCCUGGAAUUGGGAUUGGCUGUUGAGAGUAUUAAAAAUGGUUUCACGAUACAAAAGCUUUGGGAAGUCAUUCCUCCAACAAAUUAAAAAAAUCCGAAACCCAUUUAUUAGGUCAAAAGUAUUUUUGUUCAUCCUACCUCACUCCUGCAUACCUAUCUACAUUAUGCGCACAUGAUUAACGAAACAAAAAAUUAUUGGAGGAAUUCUUCUUGAUUCUUUCA
Molecule: messenger RNA, 1273 nt
Organism: Coccinella septempunctata (seven-spotted ladybird)
Lineage: Eukaryota; Metazoa; Arthropoda; Insecta; Coleoptera; Coccinellidae
Gene: BBS5
Product: Bardet-Biedl syndrome 5 protein homolog
Exons: 6
Coding region: 123-1139 (338 amino acids)
Biological process (GO): cilium assembly; intracellular transport
Cellular component (GO): BBSome; ciliary basal body
Molecular function (GO): phosphatidylinositol-3-phosphate binding
Source: RefSeq, a predicted model, not a curated record